Messenger RNA from Penicillium angulare, 738 nucleotides. RefSeq lists its product as uncharacterized. The record is from RefSeq and is a predicted model, not a curated record. The transcript has 2 exons. Bases 1 to 738 code for a protein of 245 amino acids. Lineage: Eukaryota; Fungi; Ascomycota; Eurotiomycetes; Eurotiales; Aspergillaceae.
AUGGAAGUGGCCUACCGCGAUAGCAGCCGCUACGAUUAUGACAUAACCAAAGUAGUCUCUUUGCACGAGAUCAAUCCUCGAGCCCUACUGACUCUUCUUGAGGAGGGCGAAACUGACUUUGAGCUCCCCGAAUUGUUGUUUGAUAUGGAUUAUUCAGGUCACUUUUGUCUCCGUAAUGUGUCGGUUUGUGUUUCUCUGUCCAAUGCCCCUACAACGCCGACAAACCUCGGCUGCACGUUGACCAUGCAAGAACACAAGUACCGUAUUUCACCUCUGUCAGAAAGCUAUUCAAAACAGAGGGCAGGCGACUCAAGCCGGACCUUUGACGAGUAUGCACCUUUCGAGGGCGCUGGUGCCGUCUCUUCUUGGAAAAUCUCCUUCCCCACGAACCUUCGUCGCUUCAACUACGGCACCCUCACUGAUGUUGUGCUAUAUGUUCAUUACACGGCCUUCAGUAGCGGGGGUGAUCUCGAGCAAAAAGCGUCCAACGCAGUCGCAUCCUGGGCGAACGAUAGACUAGAUGACAGGAAAUACCACGGAGAUACCCCCAAGGUGAUGGCCAUUAGCCUGUCUGCGGACUAUGCGGCCCAGUGGAAAGAACUUCCUAACUCUAAAGGCCAAAUUGAGCUGCCAAGGAUCAACGAAAAAUUUCCUUUCUGGGCUCAUAAUGCAGAACCUACUGGGGCUACCUUAUAUAUCACUGCUGGGGCAGAAAAUCCUUCAACUAUUGGUUCUUAG